Molecule: messenger RNA, 819 nt
Organism: Ostrea edulis (European flat oyster)
Lineage: Eukaryota; Metazoa; Mollusca; Bivalvia; Ostreida; Ostreidae
Exons: 2
Coding region: 1-819 (272 amino acids)
Source: RefSeq, a predicted model, not a curated record
AUGGGAAACAACAGACAAUUAAAUAACAAAAACAUGGGAAACAACAGACAAUUAAAUAACAAAAACAUGGAAAACAGCAGACAAUUAAAUAACAAAAACAUGGGAAACAACAGACAAUUAAAUAACAAAACCAUGGAAAACAACAGACAAUUAAAUAACAAAAACAUGGGAAACAACAGACAAUUAAAUAACAAAAACAUGGGAAACAACAGACAAUUAAAUAACAAAAACAUGGAAAACAGCAGACAAUUAAAUAACAAAAACAUGGGAAACAACAGACAAUUAAAUAACAAAAACAUGGAAAACAGCAGACAAUUAAAUAACAAAAACAUGGGAAACAACAGACAAUUAAAUAACAAAAACAUGGAAAACAGCAGACAAUUAAAUAACAAAAACAUGGGAAACAACAGACAAUUAAAUAACAAAAACAUGGAAAACAGCAGACAAUUAAAUAACAAAAACAUGGGAAACAACAGACAAUUAAAUAACAAAAACAUGGAAAACAGCAGACAAUUAAAUAACAAAAACAUGGGAAACAACAGACAAUUAAAUAACAAAAACAUGGAAAACAGCAGACAAUUAAAUAACAAAAACAUGGGAAACAACAGACAAUUAAAUAACAAAAACAUGGAAAACAGCAGACAAUUAAAUAACAAAAACAUGGGAAACAACAGACAAUUAAAUAACAAAAACAUGGAAAACAGAAGAACGCCAUUAAGUCAGAUUCUCGUACAUCCAACAACCAAGUUACAGAUCAGUGUUGCACACGCCUCCGACUUAGAUGACAAUUUCCAUAGAAAGUUCGUGAUUAACAAGUAA